AUGUCGCAAACAACCCCCGACGCCGACAGCAAGAACCUGUCGAGAGAAGUGUCUCUCGAUAAGGUAAAAGUCGACGGAGUUGCGAAGCACGUCGAGCAAUCUGACGGCGUACAAGUCCCCAGCUAUGAUGAUUCCAUCGAGGAUACUGAGCCGUCCAGAGCUGUAUGGCUUAUCACCUUCACUGUGGCGAUGGGUGGUUUUCUGUUCGGAUACGAUACCGGUGUGAUUUCGGCCGUCCUGGUCAGUCUCAAGUCGGACCUCGGACACGAACUAUCGACCUCGGAGCAAGAGCUUGUGACAUCCAUCACCUCCGGCGGCGCCCUGAUUGGGGCCAUCAUCGCCGGUCUUCCUGCCGACAGAUACGGACGCAAGCUCGGUAUCUACAUCGGAUGCGUUCUCUUUCUUAUCGGCUCAAUCAUCCAAGCCGCGGCUUUCUCGCUGGCCCAGAUGACAGUCGGUCGCUUCAUUGUUGGAUUGGGUGUUGGAUCUGCCGCCAUGAUCAUCCCUCUUUAUAUCGGCGAGCUGGCCCCUGCCAGACACCGCGGCCGCAUGAUUGCCUUCGAUAAUAUGAGUGUGACUCUUGGUCAACUUAUCUCUUAUGCUCUUGGAGCCGGCUUCACUGAGGUUGCCCACGGAUGGCGCUACAUGGUUGCCGUUGGUGGUCUGCCGCCUAUCGCCCUUGCUUUGCUGCUACCGUGGUGCCCCGAGUCACCGCGACAGCUUAUUUCCCACGGCAAGGUUGAAGAGGCUACCCGAGUCAUCAGACGCGUCUAUCCCCAUGCCACGGAGGAACAGGUUCAGGCGAAGAUGGGACACAUGACCUGGGCUGUUGAGGUUGAGGCACAGGCUACGUCUACUUCCCUGUGGCACCGCUUCAAGGAGCUUCACACUGUUCCCUCCAACCUGCGCGCUCUGAUUUGCGCUUGCGCUAUCAUGGCCAUCUCUCAACUCGGCGGCUUCAAUACUUUGAUGUACUACAGCGGCGUUCUCUUCGGACUCGUUGGCUUCGAUAAGCCAGUCGCCGUCUCCAUCGUCGUCGGCGCAACCAACUUUAUCUUUUCCUUGGUCAACUUGUUGGUUAUCGAUCGACUUGGCAGACGCCGUAUUCUCAUUUUCACUGUCAUGGGAAUGUCCAUUAGCAUGGCCGUCGCUGCAAUCGCAUUCCACUGGAUCCCAGUCUCACCCGACCUCAAGUUGCAAGCCACCUCGGUAAACUGGGCGGGUAUCCUCGUCCUCGUCACCAUCAUCGUCUACGUGGCCUGCUUCGCCGGUGGAGUUGCAACCAUUGCCUGGGUCGGCACUGAGCUGUUGCCUCUUGAGGUCCGCGCCCUCGGCACCAUGAUGAACACCGUCACCUGCUGGGGCUGCAAUAUCAUCAUCGCUUCGACAUUCUUGUCUAUGAUGAAGGGUCUGACGCCUAGCGGUGCUUUCGGCUUCUAUGCAGGUAUCUGCUUCUUUGGCUGGGUCUUUGUCAUCUUCUGCUAUCCGGAGGCAAACGGCUUGCCGCUUGAGGAGGUUCGCCAGAUUUUCUCCACUGGAUUUGGCGUCAAGAAGGCGAAUGAGUUGCAGAAGAUGCGCAAGAUGACUGGGGGAUCGGCUUGA
Molecule: messenger RNA, 1602 nt
Organism: Colletotrichum chrysophilum
Lineage: Eukaryota; Fungi; Ascomycota; Sordariomycetes; Glomerellales; Glomerellaceae
Exons: 5
Coding region: 1-1602 (533 amino acids)
Biological process (GO): transmembrane transport
Cellular component (GO): membrane
Molecular function (GO): myo-inositol:proton symporter activity
Source: RefSeq, a predicted model, not a curated record